Tigriopus californicus is the source of this 771-nucleotide messenger RNA. RefSeq lists its product as uncharacterized. NCBI's taxonomy places the organism in Eukaryota, Metazoa, Arthropoda, Copepoda, Harpacticoida, Harpacticidae. The coding region runs from base 87 to 692 and encodes 201 amino acids. The transcript has 3 exons. Gene Ontology annotation, molecular function: protein binding. The record is from RefSeq and is a predicted model, not a curated record.
UUUGAUUAGUCUUCAUUUUCAAUUUAGCAAGUGAUUCACAACGACCAAUUCGUCUUCAUUGUGGUGGUUUUGUUUCCAAUUUGAAAAUGGCGUCGCCUCAAACCGCAACGAAUCUCACGAGUGUUCAAGUGCGGCCAGAUUAUCAGCACUAUGGGCUCGCGAUCCGCAACUACAUCAAGUUCGAGUUCCAGGGACGGAAAUCCGAUUGCGUCUUGGUAUGCGGGAAUCGGGCCUUCAACCUUCAUCGCUCCGUGUUGUAUUCGUCCACGGGAUUGAUCCAAGGGAAAUUCAUGAGACGUUCCAACAGGGACCCGAUUGUCGUCGAAGAGAGGUUCACUGGUCUGAUCGAGCAAUGCCUGUCCGUGAUCUACAGAGGACAGGGUAUCUUCACUUGCGAGCAGUUGCCACUGUUCUAUCGGAUGGCCACCGCUAUUCAGUUGAAAUUGGGCGUGGCAUAUCACUCUCUCCAUAAUCCGUCAGACAUCCCUAUGAGUAUUUUCAAACCCUCGACUGAAGCACAAGAGAAUAAUGAGCCCACUCCUGCUGCCAAUUGCUCUGGCCAGAAUAGCGAUUUCCAAACUUCAAUCGAUCGACCUGCUUUGGCGCGGUUGGACGUCAAUUUAGGCCCAGGCGACCCGAUCGCUCCGAGACCAUCCAUUCAUUAUGAAGAUCUGGUUCCCACCUUAUUUUAGCCCCACCCAAUGUGAUCGGAAUGAGAGCUAAGCACGUGUCUAAAUGUCAAAAGUUGAAUAAACACAGACGAUUACACGA